Molecule: messenger RNA, 884 nt
Organism: Cannabis sativa
Lineage: Eukaryota; Viridiplantae; Streptophyta; Magnoliopsida; Rosales; Cannabaceae
Exons: 3
Coding region: 427-660 (77 amino acids)
Source: RefSeq, a predicted model, not a curated record
AAAAUUAGUGACCUAUUUGAGUUUAUAUGGAUAUAUAACAAUUAAGUUACCUAAUGUAGUUGUUGUUUAUGAAUUAUGUUUAUGCUUAGGCCAAUAAAGUCUGAGUCAGUGGAAUGAGAAAAGGCCACUAACCAAUCAAUCUCCUUUAUCUUAGUCCUCCUCAUUAGAAGUUUCCGGGUGUUAUGGUACAAACUACAUAAGCAUAAUCAUCUCUUUAUAUCUCGUUAUCUAGUGUUAUCUUUCCUCUUUGGAAUUGUUAAUUAAAGUAUGUGUCGUUUUGCUCUCUCACUCUCUCUACUACCUAAUUAAGGUUUAUGGUCUAUAAAUACAUUUGUCUUCUCUUACUCUAACUACAUGUACCUCUUUCCUAUCCUUACGAGAAGAGAAGACUGUCAUUAAACAAGCAGGGAAAAAAUAAGAAGCAAUAUGGGUGGAGGCAACGGCCAAAAGGCGAAGAUGGCUCGGGAGAGGAACUUGGAGAAGCAGAAAGGAGCUAAAGGAAGUCAGCUUGAAUCGAACAAGAAAGCCAUGUCAAUUCAGUGCAAGGUAUGUAUGCAAACAUUCAUUUGCACCACAACAGAGGUCAAGUGUAGGGAACAUGCUGAAGCAAAACACCCUAAGUCUGAUGUUUACGCAUGUUUCCCUCAUCUUAAGAAGUGAAAUGGUCAUGUUUAUAUAUAAGGAAAGAGCUCGUAGAGAUGUCUUUCAACUGAACCUUCAUCAUUGUAUCUUAUUCGCCCUUUAAGUUUGGGAGUUUAUCAAAAUGCGUGCGAAGUCAUGAUAUGCUUUAAUAUUAAUUACCUCAACUGUAUUCACUAUAAACUACAAACAAUUUUAGUCCCCCAUUGUGUGUUGAAUUACAAGAAUAUGCUUUUUUGAACAAA